AUAUGGCGUCAAACUUUGCAGGCAGUGCCCUUGCCAAAUUCUGCGUGAACUACAGUCAUGGCGAACGGCGAGUUCGACGCGUACCUGCCCCAGUCGUCUGGAUAUGCCAUCAUCCUUGGUGGCGGGUCGGGCUUUGCCCUGUUCAUGCUCCUACUCAGUUGGCUCCAAGCAAAGUUCACCGACACAUCUCCGUUCGAGAAUGAAGAAUUCUCUAGUGCGAGCAGAAGCGUGAAGCCUGGUCUCGUCUGUUCCGGAAUCGUCUCGGCUUGGACAUGGAGCGCCACCCUCAUGGUCUCCUCUCUCGUUGUCUAUCAAUUCGGUAUCUCCGGCGGUUGGUGGUAUGGCGUGUGUGGAACUGUUUCGAUUAUCUUCUUUUCCGUCAUUGCGUCUGCCGUCAAGAGGAACGCAAAUGGUGCGAGGACAUUCUUGGAGAUUGUCAGGGCGCGCUUCGGUACGCCGGCACACCUGAUGUUCCUGUUUUACGCCAUCUUCACGUCGCUUAUGGUCUCUGCUAUCCUUCUCCUCGGAGGUAGCGCUUCUAUCUCUGCCUUGACAGGCAUGGAUAUCCGGGCUGCGACCAUGUUACUGCCUGUCGGUGUCAUUGCUUUCGUCAUUGUUGGUGGCCUCCGGAGCACUUUCGUCUCCGACUAUGCCCACACGACCAUCGUGUUUGUGAUCAUCUGGCUUUUCGUUUAUACGGCCUUUGGCACAUCGGACCUGAUCGGUUCGCCUUCUGCGCUCUAUGACCUGCUCGUCAAGGCUGGCGAGAUUGACCCCGUCCCGGGCAACUGGCAGGGCUCUUACCUGACUUUCCACUCCAAGUCAGGCUUUAUAUAUGCUGCCAUCUCUUUUGUCCUCGGCACGGCGACCGUCUUCCUAGACCAAUCCUACUGGCAGCGGGCCAUCGCAUCCAACCCGCGGGGCACAACUAAGGCAUACGUGUGGGGUGGCCUUUCCUGGUUCAGCGUCCCGCUUGCAUUUGGCACAACCAUGGGUCUCUGCGCGCGCGCCUUACAGACGAACCCUGCCUUCCCGACAUACCCGCAACCGCUCAGCGCGGACCAACAAGGCGCGGGCUUGGUGGCCCCCGCUGCCGCAGUCACGCUGCUCGGUCGCUCCGGGGCCAUUGCGAUGCUCAUCAUCACGUACAUGGCGGUUACUUCGGCUGCUUCAGCGCAACUCAUCUCAGUUUCCUCAAUUUUCACGUAUGAUGUAUACAGAACGUACUGGAGGCCCAAGGCUAGUGCCCGCGAGCUCCUCCGUGUCGCCCACGCGGGUGUCGCUGUAUGGGGCAUCUGGAUCUCGGUCUGGUGCGUCAUCCUCAAUGCAGGCAACGUCAACAUGAACUUCGUCUACUAUUUCUGCGGCACCGUCAUCGGCGCGCCCGUCAUCCCCAUCAUGCUGGUCGUGCUCUGGCCGAAGCUGUCGAACGCGGCCGUGCUAGCGAGCAGCGGCGGCACGUUCCUGGGGCUUAUGGCAUGGCUCAUCGUCUGCCGCUACUUCUACGGCGCGAUCAACACGACGCUGUUGGUCGAUAACUACUCGUCGCUCGCGGGCAGCCUGACGAGCAUGGGCUCGGGCGCGAUUAUUGCCGUCGUCGUGAGUCUUAUCAAGCCCGACAACUACGACUUCCACGCAACGCGGGCGAUCAAACUCAUCCAGAAGAGCGAUGACGUGAGCGAUGAGGAGAGUAUCGACGCCCAGGUCGUGGUCGUCGCGGCCUCACCCAGUGACGACAAGAAGGACGCGGACGUCUCCAUCGACGAGAAGGCUACGCCGCCGGGCUCGAGCGUGGCGCCCUCUGUCGAGCAGCACGACGCGUACGCGAACCCGCAUCCGAACGAUUGGGAUCUCUUGCCCGCAGACGCGAAGCGCGCCUUCUGGCAGUCGACGGCCAUCAUCGUCAUCAUCGCGGUUCUUGUUCCCAUCCCCCUCGGGAGCAGCACGUAUAUAUUCUCGCCCGGCUUCUUCACCGCCUACAUCGUUGUAGCCAUGGUUUGGUCCUUCUUCGCCGGUUUCUGCUGUAUCAUUCUGCCCAUCUGGGAGAGCCGUGACGCUCUGAAGCGAAUCUCCUCAGGCCUUUUUCGGAUGAUCACCGGGAGAAACUGAGUUAUUUAUGAGUUCCUAUUAUGUGUACAUUAAAGCGUCAUUUAGACUAUGUUAGAGCGCCGGUAGUCUAGAGCGUCCACUAGUUAACGGAAUUGGAGUCUGCUACGCGAGUUGGAGCACCGCCUCCUAGCAUUGGGCAGGUGGGAUGACCUCAGAAAGGGCCAGCAUGCCUUAAAGACCAUAAGAUGCCGAUAGUCCUGUUAUUAAUUACUGUUACAAUGUCUCGGAGCCCAGUAUGAUAAUGUACACAUGCGGCUAUGUACUAUUAGUUGAGAGGUGUCGUAGAAGAGUUAAUGCAACGAAACAGCAGUACCAGAGUAUGGCGAAAUUAGGUACCUCCUCAAUUGUUCUGGAGAGGUAUCUUGGAAACACCGAUGACCAUCUCUGGUAUACCGUCGCGCGGCUUCCGAGACGUGGGCAUAGCCACCAGCACUGCAACUUGCAUCUCCGAACCGUCAAGCGAAUCUGAUACGUCAGGCACGGGUGUGCCAGACGGAAUUCGGACGGUGCACGGCGUCGGCGAAGCAGGCGUGUGAAGGCAGUGAGUGGUGGCUGGUCGAGGGAGGAGCGAGUGUCAUGAUGGUCGUUAUUCGCGUCGCUAUUGGCGAUGUUUUUCGCAGACAUGGGCUAAACAAGGAGUUCAGCAAAGGAAGAGAUCUGACGUGGUCUCCAUCGUGGGGUUACCAACGAGCCCGAAGGCAGGGUACUUACCGAAAACGAGUCCCAGUCGCCCACAAACUGCGUUGGCUCCGCGCUGACAUCCCACAUCUUGGGCUUCUCUCCAACGUCUUUCCUUCCUAUAUUGAACGCGGCCUCCGGUGGAAGCAGUCCUGCUGCGAUUUGCUCCUCGACCUGCUGGCGGAAGCGGCGGCGAAUGAAAAAGGAGCGGAGGACGAUGGCACACGAGACAAAUAGGAGGACGAAGAGAGUUGCUAGGAAUGUGAGACUGAACCAGAAUGACAUGCGUCAGUGCGAACUGGGCCGGCGAGAUGCGGGAUAGAGGAACGCACAGGUAUAGCGUGGAGGAGGGCGGAGAAAAGCCGCCACCAUUGUUGCUGCUUGUCGGAGAUGCAGACGGGCUAGAGACCGCGGACAUCGUCGAUGGCGACGAAGAGCUUGAGCUCGACAUGGCGGUCGAGGAACAUGAAGGUGUGAGGCGACGGGAUGACGGAGAUUUGUCUCGAGGGCAGCGCCCCGAACAGGAAUACUCUAGGAACAAGUCUGGGAGAGGAAGAUCGGCGGCCCAGUCUUCUGCGGAAGAUCAG
Messenger RNA from Phanerochaete carnosa HHB-10118-sp, 3374 nucleotides. RefSeq lists its product as uncharacterized. The record is from RefSeq and is a predicted model, not a curated record. NCBI's taxonomy places the organism in Eukaryota, Fungi, Basidiomycota, Agaricomycetes, Polyporales, Phanerochaetaceae. The transcript is spliced from 11 exons. Gene Ontology annotation, cellular component: plasma membrane. The coding region runs from base 58 to 2109 and encodes 683 amino acids. Gene Ontology annotation, molecular function: urea transmembrane transporter activity. Gene Ontology annotation, biological process: urea transmembrane transport.